This is a messenger RNA of Branchiostoma floridae (Florida lancelet), 1624 nucleotides long. RefSeq names its product organic cation transporter protein-like. The coding region runs from base 233 to 1624 and encodes 463 amino acids. Gene Ontology annotation, cellular component: membrane. Gene Ontology annotation, biological process: transmembrane transport. The record is from RefSeq and is a predicted model, not a curated record. Lineage: Eukaryota; Metazoa; Chordata; Leptocardii; Amphioxiformes; Branchiostomatidae. The transcript has 9 exons. Gene Ontology annotation, molecular function: transmembrane transporter activity.
GAGACUAGAAGUCACUUUUAAAACCUAUAUAGUUUUAUUGACUAACUGCUUCCUUCAUAAAUUCUGCUUGCGAUUUAAGGAACAAAUCAAAAGCUAAGGCACUAGGAAUCCAGUUCAGAAAACCUUUCAAAUCCCUGUUCACUUUGAACUGGCUGAACCAUACCCCAUAACGGGAACGUUUGAUGGUUUUUACUAUACCGAAUGACAUGUUCUGAGCCGAACAUUUUCCAACAUGGUGCACUACGACGAGAUCCUUAAACAUGUUGGCGAGUUCGGAACGUAUCAGAAGAGGAUGUGCCUGUUCGCGUACCUGCCGAGUUUGUCGGUCGGCAUGCACAUGAUGGCCAUGGUGUUCCUAGCGGCCACGCCGGGGCACCGAUGCAGGGCCCCCGAGGGUGAGGUCCUGGCGGCCCGCUACAACUGGACCGAGCCCGAGCUGCUGAACAUGACCAUUCCGUGGAUGAAGGACGACGAUGGGAAAUGGGUCUUAGACAGCUGUAAAAGGUACGACCUGACGACUGUGGAAGUGAAUGACAGCUCCGCAAACCGAUCUGAGUGGAACGUGACGUCAUGUGACGCAGGCUGGACGUAUGACCUGAGUCAGUACAAAACCAGCAUCACAAUUGAGAAUGAUAUCGUCUGUAGCGACAAGUGGCUGGCGAGCAUGGCCCAGUCCAUUUUUAUGCUGGGGGUGCUCGUAGGAUCCAUCACUUUCGGGGACCUUUCAGACAGGUUUGGCCGGAAAGUCAUCAUGGUCGUUGCCAACGCUCUUCUUGCCAUCUCCGGGAUAGCAACUACGUUUGCACCGAACUUCACCGCCUUUGUCAUCCUGCGGUUCAUCGUCGGAAUACAGUGCAUGGGGAUCUACCUUGUGAACUUUGUGUUAGUUUCAGAGAUAGUUGGCCCAUCAAGACGAACUUUGGCCGGCACUCUCGACUAUGCGUCAUUCACCGUGGGGUUCAUGAUGCUAGGCGGGAUAGCAUACUUCAUCCGUACUUGGAGACACGUGCAGCUGGCGAUGUCUCUAACCAGCGUUCUGUGGAUGCCGCUGUGGGGGGCUGUAACGGAGUCUCCAAGAUGGCUGCUGGCGAAGGGUCGUACCGAAGAAGCGCGCGUCAUUGUGGAGAAAAUGGCGGCGACGAACGGUGUGAACUUUCCUCAGACAUUGUGGGAGAAGAUGUUGGAAUCAAUGGAUACAUCAGUGGCGACACCUGAAAAUGGCCGGUUCUAUUCCGCCCGGGACCUGAUACGGACUCCAAACCUGGCAAAGAUAUCUGCCGUCAUAUUCUACAACUGGGCCGUCACCAUCAUCGUUUAUUACGGACUCUCCCUCAACACCUCGGCACUGGACGGAGAUGAUUACAUCAACUUCUUUUUAUCCGGGCUGAUCGAGUUCCCCGCCCUCCUCAUGUCCGUUAUCGCGAUAGAGAAGUGGGGGAGAAGGUCGACACACAUCGUGCUUAUGGUGGUCGGCGGGACGGCCUGCAUCUGCACCGUAUUUGUGCCAUCAGAUCUGUUCCCACUGACCAUGACACUGGCGAUGAUUGGGAAGUUUGGAAUAACUGCUUGUUUAAACAUCGUAUUUAUCUGGACGGGAGAAAUCUAUCCCACUGUUAUCAGGUGA